CAUGGAUGCAUUCUAACAUUUAUUGUUUACGCUUUCACCUACUUUAUUUAUAUCGGCUAAAAAAUUUUUUCUAUUCAAGGAUAUAACUAAACUAGCGGCAUAUAUUUACAACCGAUUGCAUAUAAUGGAACUUUCAGAUCAGCAAGUUGAUGAUUCUUCCUUGUCAUUAGAUACGAAUUAUUUACAAAUCUCGUGCAACUGGAAAAUCAGCAACAAUAAACAGCUUCGUGAUGCUUUCACAUUAGAAGCUUCGUCUCUAGAAUUUAUGAAAACUAACUUCGAAGAUAUAGUUUCUUUAAGUACAUGUAUAUCUUUACAACCAAUUGAAUCCAACAAUGAACCAUGUAUGCUAGAUGUAAGAUUAACUAAUGGGCAGAGAAUUUCCCAGAUUGCUGUAGUUUCUGAAGCUUAUGUAUUAGAAUUUUUCAAACAAUUUGGGGAAUAUGAAACAACGAAAUUUGCAGAAUUUGUAGAUGAAUUUGAAGACAAUUCAGUCUACUUUGCAGAGACAGCAAUUUUUCCACAUGCUACAGAAGCUAGUAUUAAGUUUACAAAAACAAAAAGUAAAAAUUCAGUUAUGUGGAUAUAUGGUAUAAAGCUCUAUGUAACAGAGUCAAUUAAUGAACCUAAGAGUUUUUCCACAGAAAUAUUUAAUCCUGAAAUAAUAAGAAAUUUUUUAACUAAACUUAGUUUUAACAAUGAAGGGAACAAUAUUGCAAAUGAUGUUCAGUCAUGUUACAUGAAUAUUUUGAAUUUAUCAAAAAAUAAAGGUGUUCAGAAAAACGAUGAAGAAGAAGUGGCACAAUCUGCGAUAGAUAGUACUGCGUCAAAUAAUAUAGAUAUCAUAACAUAUAUUGAUAAGAAAUUUGAAGAUAUGGAAGGAAGAUUAAUGAAAAAAAUUGAUGAAAUGGAACAAAAAACAAAUGAAAAACUUGAUACUAUUUUAAGACAAUUAGAAACUCGAUGCAGUGUCAAGUGACCUUCAAUUCAUAUAAUUUAAAAGCAUAUUUGUAAAUAAUGACAAUAUAUAUUUAAUUCUGUAUGGAAUAUGUAUGUAAAAUAUACACAUAUAAAAAAUUUUGAAGAUAAUACUUUUUCUUAAAAAGGGUUUUAUUCCUAAGUGCUUCUUGAAUAUCUAUUUACACAUUUUUGAAUCUUUACAUAUAGUGAUGUCAAGUCUUGUAUAUUUUGACUAUCAGUUACAUAUACUUUUCAUUUCUCAUUUUUGUAUUGCAAUUGAACCUUUUAAAUACAUGUAAAUAUUCAUAUGUAAGAACAUACCAAGAAUCAUAUUACAAUUCAUCUAAUUCUGUUCUUUCUAUAAAAUUUUAUACAGAUAUAAAAAUCACGGAACUAUGAUGCACAGAAAGAUAUAUUUGCAUAAUAAAGUAAAAUGUUGGUAACAUAAGGUUAUUUUAAUCAGAAUUAUUGCUAUCUUGUGGAGGAUCCCACUGAUGAAGUUGUUUCCUCCACAACCUUACCAUGCUAUCCCAUCCUCUUCUACUAUAUUUAAUAUAUUUUGGCGGUGUUCUUGGAUGUUCUCUUGUACGUUUUUCUCUAAAAUAUGUAUAACCAAUGUAAUAGUUUUCAACAUAAAUAUUUCUGACCUUAUCUUAAUAAACAAUAUUCUUACUUAGGCA
This is a messenger RNA of Bombus terrestris (buff-tailed bumblebee), 1640 nucleotides long. RefSeq lists its product as uncharacterized. The coding region runs from base 125 to 979 and encodes 284 amino acids. The transcript is spliced from 4 exons. The record is from RefSeq and is a predicted model, not a curated record. NCBI's taxonomy places the organism in Eukaryota, Metazoa, Arthropoda, Insecta, Hymenoptera, Apidae.